This is a messenger RNA of Peromyscus californicus insignis, 11325 nucleotides long. It is a transcript of the gene Rif1, whose product is annotated as replication timing regulatory factor 1. Gene Ontology annotation, biological process: telomere maintenance. Gene Ontology annotation, cellular component: nucleus. NCBI's taxonomy places the organism in Eukaryota, Metazoa, Chordata, Mammalia, Rodentia, Cricetidae. The transcript is spliced from 36 exons. The record is from RefSeq and is a predicted model, not a curated record. The coding region runs from base 126 to 7643 and encodes 2505 amino acids.
CGCCGCCAUCUUGGUCGUGGAGGAGCGGGCGGCACGCGUGAGUAAAUAGCGCGAGCCGGGAGCGGACGGCGGGCCCGGGGCGGAGAAGCGGCGGAGCGGGCUUCCCGCGCGUGGGGGUGGCCGACAUGACGGCCGCAGGUCGCAGCCCCCUGGAGCCGCUUCUGGAGACUUGGGAAGACCCCUCGGUGUCUCCCGGAGAGCAGACGGACGCCUACCUAACUCUGACCAGUCGUAUGACUGGACAAGAAGGAAAAGAAGUCAUUACAGAAAUUGAGAAAAACCUUCCUCGGCUGUACACAGUUUUAAAGGCUCACAUUUCCAGUCAGAACGCAGAAUUGAGUAGUGCUGCUCUACAAGCUUUGGGAUUUUGCUUAUAUAAUCCCAAAAUUACCUCGGGAUUAUCAGAGGCAAAUAUUCAAGAACUGCUUUUAACCUUGAAUGGUAUCAUUAAGAGUUCAGACAAAAAUGUGUGUACCAGGGCACUGUGGGUAAUAUCCAAACAGACAUUUCCCACUGAACUUGUUAGCAAAAUGGUAUCCAGUAUUAUUGAUUCAUUGGAAGUGAUACUAAGUAAAGGAGAGGUACAUUCUGCUGUUGUUGAUUUUGAAGCAUUAAAUGUUAUUAUAAGGCUAAUUGAACAAACCCCAGUUCAAAUGGGAGAAGAGUCUGUGAGGUGGGCUAAAUUGGUCAUACCAUUAGUUGUUCACUCAGCGCAAAAGGUACAUUUGCGGGGAGCCACUGCUCUGGAGAUGGGGAUGCCAUUGCUGCUUCAGAAACAGCAAGAAAUAGCCUUGAUUACAGAGCACCUUAUGACUACUAAAUUAAUCUCAGAACUCCAAAAGCUAUUUAUGAGUAAAAAUGAGACUUAUGUAUUAAAAUUAUGGCCUUUGUUUGUCAAACUUCUUGGGAAGACCUUGCACCGAAGUGGGAGUUUCAUCAAUUCUUUGUUACAGCUAGAAGAACUGGGCUUCCGUAGUGGAACACCCAUGAUUAAAAAGAUAGCUUUCAUUGCUUGGAAGAGCUUGAUAGAUAAUUUUGCUUUAAACCCAGAUAUACUUUGUAGUGCAAAAAGACUCAAGUUGUUAAUGCAGCCUUUGAGUUCCAUCCAUGUGAGAACAGAAACAUUAGCAUUAACAAAACUAGAAGUCUGGUGGUAUUUACUGAUGAGACUUGGACCUCAGCUCCCUGGCAAUUUUGAACAGGUUUGUGUGCCUCUGAUUCAGAGUACAAUAAGUGUUGAUAGUGUUGCUUCACCUCAAGGCAGUUCAUCUCGAGGGUCUGCUUCUCCUGUCUUAAGUCCACUGACUCCUGGACAUAAAGGUGCUUCUUAUCCUGCAACUCCACGCAUGAACCAGAGUUCAAGUAUAGGUGGAGUGGCUUCAAUCCCUUCCAUUCAGCUUCUGGGACUGGAAAUGAUGCUUCACUUUUUAUUGGGUCCAGAAGUCUUGAAUUUUGCUAAGCAACACAAGCUUGUAUUGAGCUUAGAGCCAUUGGAGCACCCACUAAUCAGCAGCCCUUCUUUCUUCUCCAAGCAUGCGAAUGUACUUAUCACUGCUGUUCACGAUAGCUUUGUUGCAGUUGGAAGAGAUGCUUCAGAUGCAGUCGUCAGUGCUAUCUGGAAGGAGCUCAUUAGCUUGGUGAAGUCAGUUACUGAAUCAGGAAAUAAAGAAAGAUCAGGUUCUGAAGUUUUGACCCUCCUACUAAAAUCUUUGGAAAACAUAGUGAAGUCAGAAGUAUUUCCUGUAUCAAAAACACUGGUCCUCAUGGAAAUUACAGUUAAAGGACUUCCUCAGAAAGUAUUAGGUUCACCAGCAUAUCAGGUUGCUAAUAUGGAUAUUCUUAAUGGAACUCCAGCUUUGUUCUUAAUCCAGUUAAUUUUCAGCAAUAAUCUUUUAGAAUGUGGUGUAGCAGAUGAAAAGUUUUUUCUCAAUCUAGAAACACUGGUAGGAUGUGUGCUUUCUGGUCCGACUUCACCAUUGGCUUUCAGUGAUUCUGUAUUAAGUGUCAUUAAUCAGAAUGCAAAGCAUUUGGCAAACAAGGAGCAUCUCUGGAGAAUGUGGAGUAUUAUAGUCACUCCACUGACUGAUAGGAUUCAUCAGACCAAUGAAGUGAAUCAAGGUGAUGCCUUAGAACAUAAUUUUAGUGCCAUCUAUGGUGCAUUGACUUUACCAAUAAACCAUGUUUUUUCAGCUCAGACAUUUCCCAUGGCUACCAUGAAGACUUUACUUAAGACGUGGUCAGAGCUAUAUAGAGCAUUUGCACGCUGUGCUGCUCUGGUGGCGACAGCAGAAGAGAACUUGUGCUGUGAGGAACUUUGUUCUAAGAUACUGUGCAGCGUGGAAGAUGAAAUCCUCUCGGAUUUGUUAUUCUUGGACAGGAUCUCUCAAGUUAUUAACGUAAUGGUUGAUUGUAUCGACUUUUCACCAUAUAAUAUUAAAUAUCAGCCCAAAAUCAAAUCACCACAGAGAUCUUCAGAUUGGUCCAGAAAGAAGAAGGAACCCCUUGGGAAAUUGACUUCUUUAUUUAAGCUAAUUGUGAGAGUGAUCCAUUCUUUCCACACUCUGAGCAUCAAGGAAACAUAUUCUGACACACUGCUUACUAUUGGUAACUCUGUCAUCAGCAUGCUGUCCAAUAUAUUUGGACAUAUUUCCUUGCCAUCUAUGAUCCGUGAAAUAUUUGCCACUUUUACAAGACCUCUGGCUUUACUAUAUGAAAACUCAAAGCUUGAUGAAGUUCCUAAAGUGUAUAAUAGUCUGAACAACAAGUUAGAAAAGCUAUUAGGAGAAAUCAUUGCUUGUCUACAGUACAACUACCCUGGAGCCUACGACAGUGAACUUCUUGGACAACUUUCUCCACUUCUGUGCAUAGUAUUUCUUCACAAGAAUAAACAGAUUCGGAAACAGAGUGCUCUGUUGUGGAAUGCUACAUUUGCUAAAGCGACAGCUCUGGUUUAUCCCGAGGAAUUAAAACCAAUAUUAAGACAAGCCAAACAAAAAAUUUUGCUUCUGUUGCCUGGUUUGGAAAAUGUUGAAAUGAUGGAUGAAUCCAGUGGGCCAUAUUCUGAUGCAACAGAAAAUUCACAAUUAAAUGUCAAGAUAAGUGGCAUGGAAAGAAAAUCAAGUGGAAAAAGAGAUUCAUUUUUGGCACAGACAAAGGAUAAAAAAGAAAAUAUGAAGCUGUCGACCAAACUGAAAGUAGAAUCUUCGUCUCCAAAAUUAAAGAGCAGUAAUAAGCUUUUGGAAGAGGAAAAAUCUACUGACUUUGUGUUCAUACCUCCGCAAGGAAAAGAGGGAAAGGCAAGGAUUCUGACUGAGCACCAGAAAGAAGUACUCAAGACAAAACGGUGUGAUAUUCCUGCCUUGUAUAAUAAUCUGGAUGUUUCACAAGAUACCUUAUUUUCUGCUCAGUUUAGUCAAGAAGAAUCUAUGGAAAGCCUCACUUUAACUGAAAAACCAAAAGAAGAUGCCAAGAUAAUUAAGGAGGAACAAAUGGAGAGUGCCAUUUUCAUCUCUCAAGAUGCCAUGGAAAACAGUUGUGUGGAUGAACAUCCUGAAAAGGCUUCUUUACCAAAUGACUCUGGGUCUGUUGCUGAAACCAAUUCAGAAACACUGAGCGCUGGUAUUGAUGAUACAAAAAACAUGCUAAUUUCGUCAAAGAUAAUGUCAGCUGAAUAUUCAUCUGGUACAGAAAGUUCACUGGUGGUCAGCAAUAGUUCGGUUUAUAAUGCCACUGUUUCUGGAACUCCUUCACAGCCUACAAGUCGGAGACAAACCUUUAUUACUUUGGAGAAAUAUGAUGGUUCAGAAAAUAGACCUUUUAGCCCAUCCCCUUUGAAUAGCAUGUCAUCCACUGUUACAGUGAGAAAUAACCAGGAAAACACAACUAAAACUGAUAUGCUACCAAAAGCAAGGAAAAGAGAAGUGACUCACUCAAAAUCUGACUCAGAAAAACUAGUGAACGGAGGUAAAAAGUCAGGACGGAGAUGGAGUAAAGUUGAGCAGUCAACUAAUAAAAAGUCUAAGCCUUCACUGAGAUCUGAACAGGAGGAACAUGCAUUAGAAAAUAACCCUCCUGAUUUGCUCAGUCAAACAGAAUGUCUGUCAAAUCACGAUCAUCCUUCUGGAGCUACCCUAGAGCAUGAAGAUAGAAAUCCUAAACCAACAGGAGAAAAUGCUUCAUUGGAAGACUCCACUACAGAAGAGAAAAACGUAGGCAUUAAUAUGGAAUCUAAAGAAAAUACACCUCCGGUCGCAGCACCAGCAGAUCAAAUAGUAAAUGAAGAAAGUCAAGCUGUAGUAGCUCCAAAUCCAAAAACCCUCAGACGGUCUUCAAGGCGACGUCCAGAAAUAGUGGAGUCUUCCAAUGACAGCCAAGAUAAGGAUAAUGGUCAACAAAAAAAGGAAAGACGGAAGGAAGAAGAAAAAACAGUUACAAAGAGUCCGUUGCAUAUAAAAGAUGACAAGUUGCCCAAGCAAAAACUAACUGCUGAGUCAUCUAUACAGGAAAAUUUAACCGAAAAAGGAAAUAGUUUACAUGAGAAAACUUUAGAGGAACCCAGUGCUAAUGCUGAAAUUGACCAAAAUAAAAGAAAACCAGACCAUGAGAACAUUAGUUCUGAGGGAGGUAGUACCCAGGACAAUGUAGAUAAGUCAUCAGAGAAACCUUUGAGAGGACGUACACGUUACCAAACAAGAAGAGCAUCUCAGGGGUUACUAUCAGAACUAUCAGAACCUGAUAGUUCUGAGUCAAAGGAAGAAGUUUCCAGAAAGAAACGAUCUGGGAAAUGGAAAAAUAAAAGCAGUGACAGUGUUGACAUUGAAGAACAAGAAGAAAAAAUGGUCGAAGAGGAAUGUGUAAAAACUGCACAUGAGAUACAUGAGGGUCAGGCAGUUCCUGAAGCUCUUGUAGAUGCAGUGGCUCAGAUUUGUGAAGAAAGUACCAAUAGGGUAAUCCUUCAGGAGUCUGCUGGGUCUUCAGAUUCCCUGCAAGUUACUGAUACCCCAGUUACAGGUGAGGACACAAGUAAGACUAGCAAAUGUGUAGAUAACUCCUUUGCAAGUCCACCUGUGCCUGAAUCCAAUCUCAGGACUAGGAAUGCCACCAAGAGAUUAUAUAAACGAGAUACUGAUAGCAGUGUGGGAGAAUGCUCCAAAAUGGAGACAGCAGACAUUUCUGUGCCUUCUGAGAAAUGGGCCCAAGCAGUUGAAUGCCAACACAAGAGAAGCAGGAGAGUCAGGAGGUCGAAGAGCUGUGACUGCUGUGGGGGAAAAUGGCAAUCCCAGGAAAAGUCACUUACUGGGUUAAAGAACACAGAGAGUUGUGCUAUAAAGAGCAUGGAGACAAAGACAGCCGGUAUGCGAGCACCUGAGCUUACACCUGACACUGGUGAAGCUAAUGAACACGCUGAAACAAAGCUGGUAGAUGAACAUGCUAGUAUGCAUUUUCAUUUGGGUCUUAAAGAAGAGAACGGUGCUCCUGGUGACUUAGUUAAGUCUGAAACUGGAUUGGAAGAAGAUCGAAAAAAAGUUGUCCCAUCUGAAAUAGGAAAUAUGAAAGAAAAAUCUCAGGAUACAGAUUCUAGUGAAAUAGUAUCUGAAAUCCAAGAGCCAGGCAAUGAAAAAUUUACUGCUGAAGACCCAUGCUUACGUGAUUCCAAGGACAUUUCACAGAGAUCUUCUUUAGAUAACAAAGUAGAAAGUCCAGACGCUGUUCUGAAAAGAGAAUCUGACAUUGGCGAUGUCAGGAAGGCAUGCAAAGUCAUAACUGGAUCCAGCUCAGAGGGUGGUGAAGCUAUGGAAUUAGAUGGAGGAAAUGACUCGCUUGGAGCUGCCUUCUCUGAAAAGAGUGCCCACAUGGAUAUUCCUGUAGAUGUGACAGCAGAGGAAGAUAAUAAAAAGGAUGAAUUUGAAGCAGUCACAGCUGAAGUGAAUGCUGAAGGAGCAGCCACCAAGGGCUUUAAUUCUGCUCUGAGUCUCUGUGAUCAUGCCACACCUGUAAGCAAGAGUGUCGAGAGUGAGCAUUCAGCAAGAGUGGACCUGGAGGAUGGUGUUCAGUCUGAUUCUGCAAGAGCAGACCUGGAGGAUGGUGUUCAGUCUGAUUCUGCAAGAGCAGAUCUGGAGGAUGGUGUUCAAUCUGAUUCCGCAAGAGCAGACCUGGAGGAUGGUGUUCAAUCUGAUUCCUCAAGAGCAGACCUGGAGGAUGGUGUUCAAUCUGGUUCUGCAAAAGCGGACCUGGAGGAUGGUGUUCAGUCUGAUUGCGGCUCCUGUGAGGAAAUGAACACAGAAACAGAAAGUUCCAAAGCAGCAGUGGUAGCCCAGUUGAAGAUGGAAGUUGGCGACACUGGGGAAGAGGAUAGGGGCACGAUUGUUAGCACCUCUACGUCUGAAGAAACUCCAGGUGGAAGACCAGGAGUCAAAACUGAGAGCUUUGUUUGCGACACACUUGAAAUGAGUUCUGAAGAAGGAACUGUUUGUUACAAAACUGAAACAAACAUUGAACUUAAAUUGGUUGAGACAAAAUUGAGUGACAACCAAAAUGUAGUGAAUAAUGAUGUUCUGCAGGAAGUUUGCCUCACUUCAGAGAAAGUGGAGGAAUUACCACAGUCUCUGACAUCUGAAGUGGCUUCUGAACUGGUAGGAGAAAACAGUAAUGCUUCUCCUGAAAAAUUAAGAGAGCUGGACCCUUCACUUGGAUCAGCAAAUGAAAGUCCUAGUGGUAUGCAAGCACGCUGUGUCUGGUCACCAUUGGCUUCUCCAUCCACAAGCAUUUUAAAGAGAGGACUUAAAAGAGCCCACGAAGAUGAGAUCUCAUCACCAGUUAACAAGGUUAGACGUGUCUCGUUUGCAGACCCAAUAUACCAAGCAGGAUUGGCAGAUGACAUUGAUAGGCGCUGCUCAGUUGUUAGGUCACAUUCUUCAAAUAGCUCUCCCAUAAUAAAAAGUGUUAAAACUUCACCUACUUCACACUCUAAGCAUAAUACCACUUCAGCCAAAGGAUUUCUGUCCCCAGGAUCACAGAGCUCUAAGUUUAAGAGCUCAAAGAAGUGUUUAAUUACAGAAAUGGCCAAAGAAUCCAUGCUAUCCCCAACAACAGAGAGUGUUUACCCAGCUUUGGUAAACUGUGCGGCAUCAGUCGACAUCAUUUUACCUCAAAUUACAUCAAACAUGUGGGCAAGAGGUCUAGGACAGCUUAUCAGAGCCAAGAACAUAAAGACAAUUGGUGAUUUGAGUACUCUUACAGCAUCUGAAAUAAAAACUCUUCCUAUUCGCUCUCCAAAGGUGUUUAAUGUAAAAAAGGCUCUCAGAGUGUACCAUGAGCAACAGAUGAAAUCUCGUGGACUUGAAGAGAUUCCAGUUUUUGAUAUUUCUGAGAAAGCAGUAAAUGGAGUAGAAAGCAAGCCCCUCUCAACUGACGAAGAAAGGCUUGCCUCAGAUUUGAUUGAUCCUGUAACCGUGGAUACCCCAUUGUCUAAAAAUCUGGUGGCACAAAUUAGUGCUCUUGCUCUUCAACUGGAUUCAGAAGAUCUGUACAGUUACUCUGGAAGCCAGCUAUUUGAAAUGCAUGAGAAACUUGGUACCAUGGCAAACUCUAUAAUAAGAAAUCUACAGUCACGUUGGAGAUCACCAGUCCAUGAAAAUUCUUAGUAUUUUAAGAGAAAUGUAAAGUUUUUUCACCACCAGAUUUUAUUUUUUGGCUUUUAGAAAUACCUGCACUGCACCAUUUAAAGAGGAAACUUUGAAGAGUUGAUAAGAUAUCAAAUCCUGAAAGACAAUGAAUUAUUAGAUCAGUUUUAUAAAUUCAUUAGUAAAGAUAUUCCCUACUGUAUUUUCUUGGCCAGUAUACAUAGUUUUUUUAAGAAAUUUAAAUGUUACUGAAACUUGAAAGCAAAUGAGAUAUACAUACUUUUUUUUUUCAUACUUUAACUCAUGCAUAUUUUGGUGUAGCUCAUAAUACAAAUAUUUUAAGUAAGAUAGAAAAGUUUUAUUUACACUUGAACUGAUAAAGGUGUUUAUACUUUUUCAAAAUAUUUAUAUUUGUUGUGCUUGGUGAAACACCUGUACUGAGAUGCAAAGGAAUGAGAGCAUUUCUUUCAGGUAAUACCUGUAGAAAACCUUUGAGAGAAAUACCAAGUUUCAAUUUGUUGUGAGUUAAAAUUAAUGCUUAAUUGCUAACAUUCCAUUCAUUUGGCAUUGGCAAAUAUUUGUGCAGCAGCAUUUGCCUGUGAAAAUGUGCUCUUAUGAGGUAUAGUGUUCACUCUUACAUGCAUGACUGUUUGUACAUUAUGUAUAAAAGACAGUGGUUUUUUUAAUUUAUAAAGUUCAGCCUUCAUUAAUUGCACGAGUUUCUGCAGCUUCAUGUGAAUACCAUUGUUUUGUUUAAUAGAAACUUUUGUAUAUAUUUAAUAUCAAAAUAUCCAUAUGGAUAUUAAAAAUACUUCAUGACGUACUGUGGAUAUUUGUAGGAGUCUGUAUCUACAAAUAAAGCAACAGAUAGUUUUGUAUUUAGUUAAAACAUGAGUUUAUUUUCUAAAGUGUCCAGAAUACUUAAAAUUAUUAGAACCAAAAAAUAUUACAUGCCACUACUUUUUUUUUUUUUUUUUCUUUUUCUUUUGGUUUUGGAAGAGGAUCCCAAGCCACUAGAAAAUGUGCCUAUGUUUCUUCUUAAUGGAGAGUUAGCCUGGAUAUUUUCAUUGCAGAUUGUACUAUAAGACAUAGAGAUACCUGGUUUAAUCACAUAUGUUGAAAACUAAACUUGGAAGAAAUUUGAAAUUGCCCUUUUUAUAUGUAUGUUUUGUCUAGUUAAAAAAAAAUAGGAUAUAUAAUUAAACCGUUUGUAAAUUUUACCAAAUAGUUAGUGCCUAACUUCAUAUAUUUGUUUCAUCUGUGGGUUGUGGUUUUUGUUUUUUGUUUUUGUUUGUUUGUUUUUUGGAGAUAUGGUCUCUGUGUAGCCCAGGCUAGCCUUGAACUUCUAUGGUCCUCCUGCCUCUGCCUCCAGAGUUCUGGGAUUACAGGUGUUUGUUACCAUGCCUGGCUGUAUUGUAUGUUUUCCCAAAGGAUAUAUCUUGCUUGUGGUUUUUUUUUUUUUUUUUUUAAUAAAAUCAAUGGGUGAUCUUAGUUUCAAAUUCAGUUCAAUCUCUGCUUAGACAUUCCAACUGUUUGUAGUUUAAGGUUUGGACCUUUUUUUUUUUUUUUUUUUAAGCAGAGACACCCUCCCCUGCUGCCCCGAGUAAAUAAAGUUGGUAUCAUUUUUCAUUCAUAAGUAACUACAGAUAUUUUUAGAUCUAAGUAUAUUUACCUACAAAGAUCAUCUUAAGAAUUCUGGAACUGUUGGACUCUUAAGGACUUAGAAGUCAAUAACUAAUGAGGAAAAGACUGUCUUUUAAAAACAUUGAUAAUGGUGGAUUGCAUUGUCAGUCGCUACAUUAAGCAUUAAGAGGUGUGCAUGAACAUUCAGUGAGUAGUAUCGAUUAGCCAGGAGUUUGUGGGGAGUGGGUGGAGUGCUCAUUUCACAAGCUGCAUUCCUUAACCCUUGUCUACUCACUCGUAGGCACAGCAGAGUUCUUAGGGAAGCUCAAAGUGUAGCAGGAAAUGUGACCAAAAUGAUGAUUUGCUGAAGUUUCUGAAUUUAAUAAAAGUGCAGAUCUGAGUUAAGUUGUAGUUCAAGGAAAUUGUGUUUUAAAAUAUUGGUUGGUACCAUUGGUCAGUUUAUGGAAAAUAUAAUGUUGAGUCAGUUUACUUUCAGUAUUCUUGGCUUAACUUUUUUUGAGCAGAUUUCCACAUUAAUUCCUAAAAUAGCAAAAAGCAUUAAUAUUUCUGAAUUGACUCCAAUGUAUUGCUUCACUUUUACAUGAAACCCCUUCUUCAGACUUUUUCUAAUGUUUAAUUUAAAAAAACAAGCAAAUAUUGACAUUCCAGUGUGAUGCCCUAAUUGUUUUAUGUAUUGAAACAAAUCAAGAGCUGGUUAGGUGGCCCAGAAGAUACAAUGUGCUUUCCACCAAAUCUGAUUAUGACUUGAGUUUAAGCCCUGAGAUCCACAUGGUAGGAGAGUGGUCCUUUGACCUCUAUAUGUGCAGUGCACACAUGUGCACACAUACAAAUAAAAUUAAUUUUAAAAAUUUCUUAUUUCCUGUGCAUAAGUGUUUUGCCUGCAUGUGUAUAUAUGUACUAUGUACAUACCUGGUGCCCAUGACAGCCAGAAGAAGGCAUCUGAUCCCUGGGAAAACCAGAGUUAUUAUAGACAGGUGUGAGCUAGCCUGUGGGUCCUGGGAAUCAAACCCAUGUCUUCUGAAAGGGCAGCAAAUGCUGUUGUUAACUGCUGAACCAUCUUAAUUUUUUAAAAGAAGCAAGUGGUAUGAAAAGCAUCUAAUUUUUCAUGUCUGAACAUAGUGGAUUUUGAUGUUCAAACUGAGUUUAUUACUGAAGAUGUUGCUCUGUUUCAGCAAGUUAAACUACUGCUGAAUACUGCAGGGUCUUUGCAUUUCAAAUAGUGAGCAAUGAGCUCACUUAAUCAGGUUAAUACAGUUUUUAAAUAGAAUUUAAAUCCAAAGAUUAAAAGCACAGUUGUUGAAUAAGAGACAUUGCCUUUGUAUUCUUGUUUUUUCAGUACAACUUGAAAGUAGCUAAGAAUCCACUUACAUAUUUAAGGGUCAUUAGAAUGUCAAUAAUUUAAAAUGUUAAUAGGUGGACACUGGACGUGGUGGCUUGUGCCUGUAAUUGCAAUACUUGGGAGGCUGAGGCAGAUAAUUGCUUUGUGCUAAGUCCAACCUGGUGUACAGAAUAAAAACCUGUUUUAAAACCCAUAAAACUGGGGGAAAUUAGGGUCUUAAAAUAUAUAAAUCAAGGUUAUGUUUUAUAAAUAUUAAUUGGAGGAUUUUAUUUGGUUUAAGGUAAGAAUUUGAAAAUAAAAUGCUGGUUCUGAAGUCAGUGGAAGUAUUAGAUAACACUGCCCCUUACUGGCCUUGCUUUCAGCUUUGACUAAGGCUCGGGGUUCAUUUCAUUAUUAAGGUUGACUUGAGCCAGUUGGUCAGCCAUGUCAGCAGGCUAUAGAACUGCAAUUGUGGGCAUUUUGGGGGUGACACUUGAUUGGGGGCAGAAGCCUGCAUUUAUUAUCAUAACUAAUUUAGGCUGGCCUGGAACUCCCUUUGUAGACCAAUUAGUCUCAAACCCAUAGCAACACUUCCUUUAGCCUCCCAAAUGUUUUGAUUAUAGGCAUGUUAAUUGAUUUUGCAGUUUUUGAUCACUCAGUUAAUGGUUCUCUCUGUUAUGUUCCUGGCUUUAUAUUUGCUCUUUGGAAGCAUCCAUUAAAGUCCAUGUCUUUCAAAUUUCA